AGAUUUGACGGUUCAAGCACUAUCUUAUCGAACAUUAGCCUCAAUAUCUUUGCCAUUCGCCAUGGUUCUCACACGUCUGCUGCUCUGCCUGGGAAUCGCCUUCUGUGCUGCACAGGAUGCAAGCUGUGAGCACACUUCGUUAAUUCAAGACCAUGCCAGUCAUGCUGGGCAACGCCUUAAGACUGAGGAGAAAACUGAGAAAACUGACAGUCCAGGGAAGGACGCCGAUGCCGACGCCAAGAAGAUCGAUCAGAUUCGUCCAAGCCUCGUGCAGGAGUCGUCAGCUUCGGCAUCGAAAACGUCGGAGAGUGAUGCACAGAAUGCAGAAAAGGCAGAGAAGGCAAUGGCAGAUUGGAUAGCUCGAGACUUGAAAAGCUUCUGAGCAUUCGUUGAGCACCUGCGAUGUGAAACGCUGAAAAUAUCUG
Cladocopium goreaui is the source of this 425-nucleotide messenger RNA. NCBI's taxonomy places the organism in Eukaryota, Dinophyceae, Suessiales, Symbiodiniaceae. The record is from the annotation of a GenBank genome assembly.